AUGGCUGUGAGUGAUGACGAUGCAUCUGAUCAGAUUGAAAAUGAUGUUGAAGAGGACGACAAGGGGUUUCGAAACCAUGAGUUAUGUUAUGACUGUGAAGAUGAUUGCGUUGGCAGACAUGAAGACUGUUCAGAGGAUGACAAGGUUGAGCAGACCGACAUUCCUGAUUGCAAUCAUGCAGAUGGCGGUAGAGGUCAUACCACAACUGUUGUGUUAGAAGAGGUUGAGUUGGACGACCAUUGCAGAACCGUUGAAUUAGAAGAUGUUGAGGGUGUGGACCCUAUUUACGAGAACGCCAUCGCACUUGAGAACAACUUGAGUUCGCCUGAUGAUAGUGAUCAAGAGAGGGUAAAUACAAGGGCUGAAUUGAAACGAGCUUUGAGCAUGUUGGCACUAAAAGAGCAUUUUGAGUUUAGAGUUAAAACGUCAUGUCAAGCUCGUUUUGAGGUUGGUUGUAAGGAUAAGGCAUGCAAGUUUGCUUUGCGUGCAACGAAGUUGCUUAAGGGAGAAUAUUGGCAUGUUUGGAUGUUGCAUAAGGUACACACGUGUACUGUCGAUGGUUUGCAAUGUGGGUAUCGAACUGCGAGCGCGAGGGUAAUUGAUGAGCUUAUAUCCAGCAGGGUGCAAGGAAAUUGUGUAACCCCAUUGAGACCAAAGGAAAUAAUGGAAGAGAUGAAUCGCAAGUGGGGAUUGCAAUGCCUAUAUGGUAAGGCCUUGCAAGCGAAGGAGUACGCGGAGAGUCUUAUGUUCGGUCUGCUAGAAGAGUUAUUCCAGCUCCUCCCCUCGUAUUUCCAUAUGUUGGAACGUGAAAAUCCCAGUACUGUGACGUGUGUCACUACUGAUGGGGAACAACGAUUCAAAUAUUGUUUUUGGGGGUUCGGGUCAUGUAUUCGAGGGUUCAAUGCUAUAUAUCCACUUGCAUUUGGCAUUGGCCACGUCGAAGAUGAAGAGUCUUGGUCGUGGUUUCUUAACCAAUUGCGUCGUGCGAUUGAUUAUCUUGAAAAUGCAAUAUUCAUUUCUGAUCAACAUCUUGGCAUUAAGAAUGCAGUUGAGAAAGUGUACAAGGACGCUCAUUACGCGAUUUUCACCAUGGCCACCAACUACUAUAGGGUCACCGAUUUUGACAAACAUAUGAAUAAGCUGAAACAGCUUUGCAGACCUGCUUAUGACAGCCUCAUGAGAUUAGGCCUUGAAAGAUGGGCACGUGCACGGUCACUAGUAAGGCGAUACAAGCUAAUGACAUCCAACAGUGCGAAGUGUAUUAACUCCUGCCUGAGACAGUUUAAUGAAGCAUGUCACUUUUCCGUACAAGCAAUCGAUUGGGUGGAGUUUCAAGUUAUAGGUGGGAGUAAGGACAGAGUCAUGAACCUCUCCACCAAGGAGUGUUCAUGCGGUGAGUUCCAGUUUGAUCUACUCCCCUGCACGUAUGCCGUGGCCGCAAUAAGUGCGUGCAAACAUUCAGCCAUUGAAUUCUGCUUGGACUAUUACAAGACUCGGUCUUGGGCGGAGGGAUAUGUGAUUCCCAUUCGCCCUGUUAGGCAUCCCAGUGAGUGGGACAUCCCCGAUGACAUUCAACAAAAUGUCUUUUUGCCACCAAGUUGGCGAGGUCAAGUAGGAAGACCUAGGAGGAAAAGGAUUCCAUAA
Messenger RNA from Theobroma cacao (cacao), 1644 nucleotides. Lineage: Eukaryota; Viridiplantae; Streptophyta; Magnoliopsida; Malvales; Malvaceae. The record is from RefSeq and is a predicted model, not a curated record.